Messenger RNA from Leopardus geoffroyi (Geoffroy's cat), 2273 nucleotides. RefSeq names its product dual specificity phosphatase 4 (gene DUSP4). Gene Ontology annotation, biological process: endoderm formation; negative regulation of MAPK cascade; protein dephosphorylation. Lineage: Eukaryota; Metazoa; Chordata; Mammalia; Carnivora; Felidae. The transcript is spliced from 4 exons. Gene Ontology annotation, molecular function: protein tyrosine/threonine phosphatase activity; MAP kinase tyrosine/serine/threonine phosphatase activity. Gene Ontology annotation, cellular component: nucleus; cytoplasm. The coding region runs from base 466 to 1650 and encodes 394 amino acids. The record is from RefSeq and is a predicted model, not a curated record.
AGUGCAGAGGAGCAUUAAUACAUCUACAAGCUAAAGAGGAAACUCUGGCUGGGGCAGUGCGCGGAGCUCCGGCUGUCGGUGGCGAGCGUCAGCGGCCCGAACGGCAGCGCCGGUGGCGGCUACGGCGGCAGCGGCACAACGGGCAAAAUACAAUAGAGGCAGCAACAGAAGGGAGCCCCGGUGGUCCUCUCUCCCAUAAACACACUCCCCUUCACCUUCCCCUCAGCACCGCGCGCGGUGCCGCCCGGUGCCCGAGGCCGCUCGGACUGCUAUGUAACCGCGAGACUGCUGGAGGAAGGGGACCGGGGAGAAGAGGCUCGCCCGUGGGAGGCCGUGGGGGCCAAGUUUGCGGCCACUUCUGCACGCGCUUCCCUUAGCCCCCGCUUGCCCCCUCCUGCAGCCCAACUGGCCCGGGUCCCCCUCGCCUCCUCCUCGCGUGCCCAGCAGCCGCGGUUCCCGGCGACCAUGGUGACGGUGGAGGAGCUGCGGGAGAUGGACUGCAGCGUGCUCAAAAGGCUGAUGAACCGGGAAGAGAACGGCGGCGGCGCGGGCGGCAGCGGCAGCCACGGCGCCUUUGGGCUGCUGAGCGGCGGCAAGUGCCUGCUCCUGGACUGCAGACCGUUCCUGGCGCACAGCGCGGGCUACAUCCGAGGCUCGGUCAACGUGCGCUGCAACACCAUCGUGCGGCGGCGGGCCAAGGGCUCGGUGAGCCUGGAGCAGAUCCUGCCCGCGGAGGAGGAGGUGCGCGCCCGCCUGCGCUCCGGCCUCUACUCGGCGGUCAUAGUCUACGACGAGCGCAGCCCGCGCGCGGAGAGCCUCCGCGAAGACAGCACCGUGUCGCUGGUAGUGCAGGCGCUGCGCCGCAACGCCGAGCGCACCGACAUCUGCCUGCUCAAAGGUGGCUAUGAGAGGUUUUCUUCCGAGUACCCAGAAUUCUGUUCCAAAACGAAGGCCCUGGCAACCAUCCCACCUGCUGUUCCCCCCAGCACUGCUGAGUCCUUGGACGUGGGCUGUGGCUCCUGUGGAACCCCGCUGCACGACCAGGGGGGUCCUGUGGAGAUCCUUCCCUUCCUCUACCUCGGGAGUGCCUACCACGCUGCCCGGAGGGACAUGCUGGACGCGCUGGGGAUCACGGCCCUGUUGAAUGUCUCCUCCGAUUGCCCGAACCACUUUGAAGGCCACUAUCAGUACAAGUGCAUUCCCGUGGAAGACAACCACAAGGCAGACAUCAGCUCCUGGUUCAUGGAAGCCAUUGAGUACAUUGAUGCCGUGAAGGACUGCCGCGGCCGGGUGCUGGUGCACUGCCAGGCGGGCAUCUCGCGCUCGGCCACCAUCUGCCUGGCCUACCUGAUGAUGAAGAAGCGGGUGAGGCUGGAGGAGGCCUUCGAGUUCGUCAAGCAGCGGCGGAGCAUCAUCUCGCCCAACUUCAGCUUCAUGGGGCAGCUGCUGCAGUUCGAGUCCCAGGUGCUGGCCACGUCCUGCGCCGUGGAGGCCGCCAGCCCCUCGGGGCCCCUGCGGGAGCGGGGCAAGGCCACCCCCACCCCCACCUCGCAGUUUGUCUUCAGCUUCCCGGUGUCGGUGGGCGUGCACUCGGCCCCCAGCAGCCUGCCCUACCUGCACAGCCCCAUCACCACGUCCCCCAGCUGCUAGGGCCGCUCGGAGCCCCCCACCCCCACCCCGCGAGCCCGCCGGCCCCGCGGGGACUGACCAGCGUGGGGAGCAGGUGGCCAAGCUCCUCCCCCUUUGCUCCUCCUGGGCCAGCCUGGGGCCAGCUAGAAUGGCAAUAAGGACUUCGAAUACACCUACUACGAGCAAACAAAACACUCCAACCUAGAGCAAUAACGGCUGCGGCUGCCUCAGCGGGCAGAGAAGACCUUGGUUUGGUUUGUGUGUCUGUUACUUUUCAGAUAGGAAUUUCUUACCUCAUUUUUUUAAGCGGUAAGGCUUGAAGUUAGGAAACCCACAGAUCCUGGCAAAUGUGCCCACCCAGUUUUGUUAAGGUGGGGGGGGAGGCGGGUGGGAGUGGGAAAGGGACAAAAAGAAAACAAGUUUGCCAGAAGUGCCUGGUUCUGUGUGCUUCGUCCUUUUUUUGUUCUUGUAACAGGUUUUUUUUUUUUUUUUUUGGUUGUUUUUGUUUUUUGGUCGAUGUUUUGUUUGUGUUCUUUGAUGAAAUCUUAUAGGACGUGGUUUUCCUUUUGAAGUCACCAACAGGUGAAUAAUUAUGCUUCGUAAUAAAUAAAAGUAUUUAUUAAGAACUUCCUCAGAGUAUGUAA